Molecule: messenger RNA, 1765 nt
Organism: Schistocerca piceifrons (Central American locust)
Lineage: Eukaryota; Metazoa; Arthropoda; Insecta; Orthoptera; Acrididae
Exons: 8
Coding region: 113-1669 (518 amino acids)
Cellular component (GO): nucleus; cytoplasm
Molecular function (GO): protein binding
Source: RefSeq, a predicted model, not a curated record
GGCAGAGGAGUUGCCUCACCUGUUUUGGACAGUAGCUCGCGGGACGUCGCAGCGGUACGACGUGCCAGAGCGGAAAACCGUGUCCCGUCUGAACACCAGGGCCACGGCUGGGAUGCAGCGGCCAGCUGCUUGUGUUGUGCUGGCGGCUGCCGUCGCCGCUCUGACCAGCCUGGGUUCGGGCCUGGCCGCCGGCCAGGGACACCUGUCGUGCGACUGCCGCCUGUGGCACCUGCGGGACACCUCCAUAACCCUCCACUGCACCAGAGGACAGAAUGGGGCUUCUCAGAUUUCUUGUCAAAAAGAAAAGGUGCUGGAGAUUCCACAGGGCUACCACUAUGUGCCCGGCUAUGCACUCAUCAAGCUAUCCCGUGUCUUCAUGCCAUGGGCGGCAGCCAAGAAGGCCUGUGAGGAUGAGGGAGCCCAGCUGGCUGUCCCAACAGACCACCGUGCCUUUGAGGGGCUGAAGCAGAUUUUCCAGAAAGUGAAAGGGGUAUGGUACGCCAACAUUGGAAUCACAGAUCAAGCCAAAGAGGGCGAAUUUGUGGACAUAUAUGGUCGUCCAGUGUCCAAACUGCCGUGGUUGCCUAACGAUCCCAACAACGCUUACGGGAACGAGAACUGCGUCGACUUCAACAAGGACGGGUACACAAACGACGUGCCCUGUGAGAAUCCAGCGCCAUUCUUCUGCGAGCGCCGGCUCUCGGUGGUCGCGCCGGACGGCUACGAGUGGCUGGACGGCGCCGGCCGCUUCUACAGGGUGCACGUGGAGAGGGUGGCCCGCGCCCACGCGGCCAGGACGUGCCGCUUCGAGAACGCGACGCUCGCCGUCAUCGACACGUGGCGCCGCGCCGAGGCCGUGCUCGGCCUCCUACAGCCCAAAAAGGAGGUCUACCUCAUAGGCUUCACGGAUGAAGCUGUCGAAGGCGACUUCAUUACUGAAACAGGCAGGCACCUAGCAGACAUGGAAUUUCAAGUGUGGGAUGUUGGAGAGCCGAAAAACAAUGAUCGUGGUGUCCCCGAGAACUGCCUGGCGCUGUCGGACAGAGGAUUCUAUAAGGAUGUGCGCUGCGACCUGGAACUGCCGUUCAUCUGCGAGAUUGCACCCGUGAGUGCCCGAGCCAACGCCGUGCCGCCCACGACUGCGUGCCGCUCUCCCCCACCCGACGACGCUGCCGUCUCUCUCCUGCGAAACCUUUCCGUGGAGGAGAGAGGCAGGAGGCUGAUCGAGGCAGCUAAGAACGGCGCAGUGCGAGAGCUGCAGGCGCUGCUGGCUGCUGGGGCAGACGUUGGGGCGAAAGACGACAAAAGCAAUACUGCCCUGCACUGGGCAGCCUGGGAAGGAUACACACAGGCGGUGAGGUGCCUGGUGGAGGCUGGGGCAGACAAGGAUAUCGGGAACUUGGUUAAGAACACGCCUCUUCACUGGGCUGCGUGGGGUGGGCGAGCGGCUGCGGUGCAGCUGCUGUUGGCAUCUUCCGCCAAUCUCAAUGUCAGGAAUCAGGACGGGAUGACGCCGCUGCACGAAGCUGCAAAGCAUGGCCGUGCAGACGUGGUGAUUGUAUUGCUUGAUGCAGGAGCUGACAAGGAGGCCAGAACCAACGAGGGUUACACACCACUGGAAAUCGCCAGGCAGUACAACCAGCAUCACUUAGUGGACUUGCUAAGAUGAAACUGGCAGUUCAACAAACAUGUUUUGAGUAGAACUAGAAGAUCUUAAGUACAUUACUUCUGAUUAUUUUCUAAAUAAAGAAUACAAAAAUGUUAA